Sphaeroforma arctica JP610 is the source of this 609-nucleotide messenger RNA. RefSeq lists its product as hypothetical. Lineage: Eukaryota; Ichthyosporea; Ichthyophonida. The transcript is spliced from 4 exons. The annotation marks the transcript as partial. The record is from RefSeq and is a predicted model, not a curated record.
ACCACACAAGUUGUAGUUGAACAUGAAGGUGCUGAGUCUGCGGAACUGAUAGCACUGGUUGGUGAUCGGACAGAGACUGUCUGCCCAACGACAGAGUACAUUGACACCUUGGCCUCGGCUUGGUUUGGAAACGACUGCAAAAGGGGUUGGAAGAUCGACAACGCCAGUGGCGAACCACGUGCACACGCCAUUGAUUACCUCACCCAACGGCACAUGAACACCAACGACUGUGUGGUUGUGGACGCAUACUACGCCGUGUAUCUGUGGGUGGGCUCUAACGCACGACACAGUGACAUGACUCAGGCCAUACGCCUGGCCAAGGAUGUGUGCGAUCUCGUACAGAGUGAUCCCAGGCGCAAUGUUCAUGGCUGCUUCAAAACCAUGAUUGUAACUGAGCACACACUCAGCGACGGCUUCAAAGCACUGUUCCCUCGCUGGACAGCAAACACACCCAUCACAGCUACAAGUGACGACGAGACGACAGUCGUUGAUCGCAGGACGGAUGUAAGAAGGUUAACGACGUUGCAAAACAUUUACGACAGCUACGAAGAGCUCUUCCAGGUCAAGACAUACAGCAUCGAAGAUAUGAAAUGUUAUCAGAGGACGUAG